Messenger RNA from Bemisia tabaci, 851 nucleotides. NCBI's taxonomy places the organism in Eukaryota, Metazoa, Arthropoda, Insecta, Hemiptera, Aleyrodidae. The record is from RefSeq and is a predicted model, not a curated record.
AAACUUGAAGCUAGCCAGAAAAGAUAAACAAAGAAAUGAAUGACUUUUUUAAAUUGAAUUGUGAUUCAUUGACUAAUCAGAAUUUCUUAAUGUCUCAACAGGAAAAUUAUCCAGAAAUCAAUUUCGAUGAUGUUAAAGAGCUACGAGCAAAGACUAAUUGCAAGUCAUUAAACAUUAUGGCAUGGAAUUGCGGCGGACUGACCCGGGUGAAGGCCGAAGAAUUCAAUGUCACGCUAAGGGAUUUCAAUGUGGACAUAGCCCUAUUAUCGGAAACCUGGUUCACCAGGACCGAUUAUAAAAGGUAUUUUGCUGGAUAUAAAAUGUUUAACUCAUUUCAUCCAGCAAAUAAGCACAGAGGUGGGUCUUCCAUUUUAAUUAAAGAAAACAUUACUCACAAUCUUAUCAAGUUGAUAGAGACAAAUGCUUUUCAAGUUGUAAUCGUAAACGUGCAAACUGAAUUAGACUCUUUCCACAUAGCCUCAAUAUACACUCCACCCCGUAACAUCCUCUCAACUGAGGAUUACACUGAGUUUUUGGAGGAAUUAGGCCCAAAGUAUCUGAUCGGUGGGGAUUGGAACGCUAAAAAUCCUCGAUGGGGAUCCAGGAGAGAUAACCCUAAAGGCGUAUCACUCCUAGAAGCAGUUAAUUUGGUUGGCGGGAAUUUUAUAUCCCCCGGAAAACCGACAAAUUUUCCCACUAAUCCAGGCCACCAACCUGAUCUAAUAGACUUUUUUGUUUUUAAAAACAUAAAUCUUAUUGACCACGUCUCAUGUGAUACCUUAAUGUCUAUGGAAAAAGGUCAUGCAAAAAUCAUUCUGGAGAUUUUUACUACUCCAAUCCUUGAUAAUCGU